Portunus trituberculatus (swimming crab) is the source of this 672-nucleotide messenger RNA. Its product is annotated as histone H2B type 1-A-like. NCBI's taxonomy places the organism in Eukaryota, Metazoa, Arthropoda, Malacostraca, Decapoda, Portunidae. Gene Ontology annotation, cellular component: nucleosome. The record is from RefSeq and is a predicted model, not a curated record. The coding region runs from base 1 to 672 and encodes 223 amino acids. Gene Ontology annotation, molecular function: structural constituent of chromatin; protein heterodimerization activity; RNA-DNA hybrid ribonuclease activity. The transcript has 2 exons.
AUGACAUUACUGGCAGUUACCAACGACGGCGCUGAAGUAUACUUCACCGAUGGUUCAGUCGACACCAGCACCCCUCGAGCUGCUGCAGCCUUCAUCUCCCCACACUCAGCUGGCCUCUUCAGACUGACAGACGCCUCCUCUACGCUUCAAGCGGAGCUAGUGGCUAUCUGGAAAGCCCUUGAAGACAGCCAUAAUGGAAACAGGAAUGUAAUCAUACACACUGAUUCUCUGGGAGCCCUACAAGCCCUAAAACACAGAAAGCCCAAAGAUAACGUCAGCCUCACAACAAGAAUUCUUGCCAUAACACGAAACAUCACAGCCCAGGGGAGGACGGUUUCCAUGAACUGGAUCCCCAGCCAUGUUGGAAUGCAAGGGAACGAAGAUGCCGACACAAUGGAAAGCUACUCCAUCUACAUCUACAAGGUGCACAAGCAGGUCCACCCCGACACUGGCGUGUCCUCCAAAAAUAUGUCAAUCAUGAACUCUUUCGUGAACGACAUUUUCGAGCGCAUCGCUGCCGAGACAUCCCGCCUGGCACAUUACAAAAAGCGCUCCACCAUCACCAGCCGGGAGAUCCAGACUGCCGUCCGUCUCCUUCUGCCCGGCGAACUGGCAAAGCACGCCGUCUCUGAGGGCAUCAAGGCUGUCACCAAGUACACCUCCUCCAAGUAA